AUGUUUGCCAUCAGAUCUUGCCGCCACACUGGCUAUAAGAUUGCUUCGGGUUUUAUUCAAGGUUCAAUAAAAGGAACAAAAAUAAGAAAAAUGGGUAAUUCUGAGUCUCGGUCUUAUUCUCCAAACCAACAAGGAACGUCAUCGAAAAAUGAUUCGCGGCGUGAAACAGUAACAAGUACUAGCUCAAACACAGAUUAUGUAGAAGCUAUUGUGUGUAAUGCCAAUGAUUUAAAAGAUAAUGAGAUGAAGGUAUUUGAUAUUGCUGAUGAGGGUAAAGUGCUUUUAGUUAAACAGAAUGGAGAAUUUAAUGCUGUUGGCCCAAAAUGUACUCAUUAUGGUGCUCCUUUGAAUAAUGGAGCUCUUGGUAAUGGAAGAAUUAGAUGUCCUUGGCAUGGAGCUUGUUUCAAUUUGAAAACUGGUGAUAUUGAAGAUUUUCCUGGAUUUGAUUCUCUACCAUGUCACCAAGUAACUGUUUCAGAUAAGGGCGAAGUAAAGGUAAGAGCUAAAAUAUCAGACUUAAAAUCAAACAAACGUGUCAAGGAAACUACCGUUACGUGCCCUUGUGAAGAAUCUACAGUAAUAAUAGUUGGCGGAGGACCUUCAGGCGCGACCUGCGCUGAAACUCUCAGAAGUGAAGGUUUUAAGGGUCGCAUCACCCUUAUCUCUAAAGAAAAUUAUCUUCCAUAUGAUAGAGUUAAAGUCUCUAAGAUUGGAACUGUCACCGAUAUCGAGAAACUGCAAGCUCGAAACCAACAGUACUACGAUGAAUCAAACAUAGAAAUUCUGAAGGGAAUUGAGGUGGUAAAAGUUAACACAGAUGAAAGAAGUGUAGAAUUAAGCAACAGUACCAAACGAAAGUAUAGCGCGCUCUAUUUGGCAACCGGGUCGAAACCACGUCUGCCUAAUAUUCCUGGAAUUGAUUUGAAAAAUAUUUUUACUGUAAGGAAUUUUGAUGAUUCCAUGAAUAUUCUUAAUCUUUUAGGCUCAGGUAAGGAUAAAGAUGUAGUUGUGUUGGGGUUGAGUUUCAUAGGCUUAGAAGUUGCGUCUUCAUGUGUUUCUAAAUCAAAGUCUAUGACCGUUGUGGGUAAGGACACCGCGCCUCUCGGUCAGAUAUUUGGAACAGAAAUUGGAAAAAGCUUACAAACACUGUUUGAAAGUAACAAUGUAAAAUUCCACUUUGAAACAACUGUUGUUAAAUGUAAUGGUGAAGGUGGAACACUUAAAUCAGUAGAAUUAGGAAAUGGUGAUGUAUUGCCAGCAGACAUGUUAGUUUUGGGAAUAGGUACUACAUUUUACACAGACUUCCUUCAAAAUAGUGGAAUCAACUUACUCCCAAAUGGUGCAGUCAAUGUUAAUGAUAAACUUGAAACAAAUGUUAAGAAUGUCUUUGCUGGUGGUGAUAUAGCAUAUGCACCUGUAUUCGCCAAUAAUAACACCCCUAUGUCCAUUGGUCAUAUUGGUUUGUCUCAAUAUCAUGGUCUUGUAGCCGCAAAAAACAUUUUAAAGAAAGAAACUCCUCUACGAACAGUGCCUUAUUUUUGGACCAUGCUCUUUGGAAAGUCAAUCAGGUAUGCUGGAUGCGGCAAGCCAGCUAGUUCCUUGAUAGAAGGAAAUGUAGCUGACCUGAAAUUUGUUGUAUUUUUCUUUGAUGAAUCUGAUAAAGUAAUAUCAGUUGCUUCUUGCAUGAGAGAUCCAGUUGUGUCACAAUUUGCGGAACUUCUCCAUCAAGGAAAAUCAAUAUAUAAGAAGGAUCUUGAAAAUAAUUUCUUUUCCUGGACUGAGUCCAUUCAUUAG
This is a messenger RNA of Leptosia nina, 1794 nucleotides long. The record is from the annotation of a GenBank genome assembly. Lineage: Eukaryota; Metazoa; Arthropoda; Insecta; Lepidoptera; Pieridae.